AUGGUUCCUCAUUCUCUUGGUUCUCCCCUCCCCUUUGGACAGCCUUGGCCCAACGAGGCAGAGAGAGCUGCAGUGCUGGCUGAAAAACACGCGAGGGGAGGCGCAGCUCGCACCGUUCGCAAGGUAUGCGUUCGAGUGGAGAGGUAUGCAGCUUCCUCAAUGGUUGCUCGCUCUCUGUUCUCCCCUGCCCUUACACAGCCUUGGCCCAACGAGGCAGAGAGAGCUGCAGUGCUGGCUGAAAAACAUGCGAGGGGAGGCGCAGCUCGCAAUGUUCGCAACGUGCGCAAGGAGAGGGCUCGGGUGGAGAGGCGCGCAGCAGCACGGAAAGCAGCAGGCGAGGCAGCAGUGGAAGCUGCCGCGAAGGCGCUGCAAGGGCUGGUGAUAGGAGGGCUGGUAGGUGCAGGGCGUGGGAGCGAAGGGCGGGCAGUGGAGGCGCGUGAACGGGCAGUGGAACAUGCAGUGGGGAAACCAGGUGCUGUUGAGAAUGAUGCAGCUGCAGGGAGUUUGGAACGGGCAGCUGAAGAGGCGAGAACAGCUGAAGAGGCGAGAGCAGCUGAAGAGGCGAGAGCAGCUGAAGAGGCGAGAGCAGCUGAAGAGGCGAGAGCAGCUGAAGAGGCGAGAGCAGCUGAAGAGGCGAGAGCAGCUGAAGAGGCGAGAGCAGCUGAAGAGGCGAGAGCAGCUGAAGAGGCGAGAGCAGCUGAAGAGGCGAGAGCAGCUGAAGAGGCGAGAGCAGCUGAAGAGGCGAGAGCAGCUGAAGAGGCGAGAGCAGCUGAAGAGACGAGAGCAGCUGAAGAGGCGAGAGCAGCUGAAGAGGCGAGAGCAGCUGAAGAGGCGAGAGCAGCUGAAGCGGAGAGAGCAGCUGAAGCGGAGAGAGCAGCUGAAGCGGAUAGAGCAGCUGAAGCGGAGAGAGCAGCUGAAGCGGAGAGAGCAGCUGAAGCGGAGAGAGCAGCUGAAGCGGAGAGAGCAGCUGAAGCGGAGAGAGCAGCUGAAGCGGAGAGAGCAGCUGAAGCGGAGGGAGCAGCUGAAGCAGCAGCAGCAGCGAUGCAACAACUGGCGAUACGAGGAGGAGUGGGUGGUGCAGCUGGGGUGACUAGGACGAAAGGGAAAGGGCUCACGAGCAUCCGCAAUGCGGUCCGCAAGGAGUGUGCCCGCAUUGCGAAGCAAGCGGGCUUUGCUGUGCAGGUCGAGACAGCCCGUCACACACCGGUGGGGGGUUUGAAGGCGGAUCUCGCCAUUCAGCACCCGGAUUCGGGAGCGGUGUGGCUGUGCUACCUGACCGUCAUCGACCCACUCUCACCUCAAGACCCGACAGCAAGGCAGGCCGCAGGCUGGGCCGCAACCGCAGCGGCACGGACCAAAGAAGACAGGAACCGCAACCGCGCGCCUUGCGUCGGAAUCUUAGAUAUGGCGGUGGAGACGUAUGGGGGCUGCUCACCCGGAGUGAUGGAGUUUCACCGCCUCUGUGCCAACCUUGGGGCCAAGCGGCUGUACAACGCUGGGCGGGGUUUACGGGUGGAAGAGAAGCUCUACCACUCCUACCGGCAGCGCUUUUCCGUCGCACUGCAGCGCGCUGUAGCAAACGCGCUCAUGGCCCAAGCAGGCCUCAUGGCCUGUGGGGCAUGCGGCGGUUUUGAGGCAUGUGAUACGACGGCUUUUGAGGCCAAGGCAGCCCAUUCAGCCUACGAGGAGGAGCCUCUUAGCCUCGGGGAUCUCAUGCAAGUGAUCGAGCCGUGGUAUUAG
This is a messenger RNA of Closterium sp. NIES-65, 1740 nucleotides long. Lineage: Eukaryota; Viridiplantae; Streptophyta; Zygnematophyceae; Desmidiales; Closteriaceae. The record is from the annotation of a GenBank genome assembly.